AAAACCGGUUUUUGUCCGGGCGACAAGUUGGUAUAUCCUCACGGGACACGUUCUGUAUAAGAAUCUUAAUUAUAAAUCUAUAUAUAAUAAUAUAAUUUAUAAUAUAUAAUAUACUACAAUUUGAUAGGUACUAUAAAAUGAUUAUGAAUUAAGAUAAUAUUUCAAUUCUCAAGAAUAAUUUCAAGAAAGAAUAUUGUAUGACUUUCAGCGUCAUCAUUAAGCAUACAGCCUAUAUAGGUACUGCCUAUAGAUAUUAAAAAUGAGAUAAAUUGUAAAAGUUACUUUUAUAAUAUUACAAAAAUAUACUCAGAAGUUGAGAAGUGUUUAUGUCAUAGUUAAAGUUUAUUUACAUUUAAAUAGUUACAUUGAAGAAUUAACGCUAAAACUGUUAAGUGCAAUAUUUCAAAUAGUACUAUUAUAGAACUACAAUAUUCAGUUAUCAGCUAUUUGCAAUUCAAUAAAAAAUAUAAUUUUGUCAAUUUAGUUAAAGCAUUAUAUAAAUGACAAAAUAAACCCAAGUUGGAUUUUGAUGUAAAACCAAUUGAUACAAUAGGUAACAGUGCAGUGUCCUAUAAUGGAAAAGGAAUUAUCUAAUGUCCCAAACAUAGAGAAUGAUGACAGAGAGCAUUACAAAUUGAUUAGAGUCCAACCUGAAACAACAAAUAAGAAGUUUAAACUGAUCAUAGUGGGUCAUUCAAAUGUUGGGAAAACUACUAUAAUUAAUCAUUUCUGCAGUGGUGUAUACCAAGAUACUAUACCAACCACAGGUAUUGACUUUCAAGAAAUAUUUGUCAAAUUUGGAAACGAAACCAUCCACUUAAAUAUUGGGGUUACAGAUGGGACAGAAAAGCAACAAUCUUUAGCUCAUUCAUACUAUAGUGGAGCUCAUGGUGUAUUUAUUGUCUAUGAUAUUACAGAUUUAAAUUCUUCAUUUAAACUAGAUGGUUGGAUAAAGGAUGUUGAAAAUUUUUCUGAUACAGAUGCAGUGAAAAUUUUGAUUGGUAAUAAAUGUGACGAUAUAAUAAACAGAGAAAUUUCAAUCGAAGAAGGGCGGGAAAUAGCAGAAGUUUAUGGAAUUCCAUUUUUUGAAGUGUCUUCCAAAAACAAUGUAAACAUAGACAAAUUACUCUAUACAAUGAUCUCUGACUGUAUUAAAAAAGAGCACUUCAAAUUGAUAAGAGUAAACCCUGAAACGGCUGAAACAACAAAUAAGAAGUAUAAACUGAUCAUUGUUGGUCACACAAAUGUUGGGAAAAGUACUAUAUUUCAUCGUCUCUGCAAAGGCGUAUAUAAAGAUGCUAUAAAAUCUACUAUAGGUAUUGACUUUAAAGAAAUAUAUGUCAGAUUUGAGAACGAAACCAUCACCUUAAAUAUUUGGGACACAGCUGGGUUAGAACAGUAUCGCUCUUUAGCUCAACAAUACUAUAGAGGAGCCCAUGGUAUUUUUAUUGUCUAUGAUAUUACAGAUUUAAAUUCUUCAUUUAAACUAGAUAGUUGGAUAAAGGAUGUUGAAAAUUAUUCUGAUUUAAAUGCAGUGAAAAUUUUGAUUGGUAGUAAAUGUGACGAUAAAUUAAACAGAGCAAUCUCAAUCAAAGAAGGACAGAAAAUAGCAGAACAGUUAAGAAUUCCAUUUUUUGAAGUGUCUUCCAAAACCAAUGUGAAUAUAGAAAAAUUAUUUUAUACAAUGAUUUCAAAAAUACAUACACCGGAUCAAACAACAAAUGAAGACUUGAUAAAAUUGGUGAAGAGUAACAGCCCCUCACCUCCAAUAGAAUCUCCUGGAGGUUGUAGUUGUUAAUCAGAUAUUCAGAGUAGCUUUAAGAAUUAUAAUCUUCUUGUUUUUGUUAAUCUAAAGAAUUAUUUAUCUUGUUCGGAAAUAAGAUCUUAACAAACAUUAAUAUAUUCAUGCUUUGAUUUGUUUUAUAUCUAUCAAGAAUCUACAGCAUACUCAAAUAGUUAACCAUGUACCUAUUCUACUUAUAUCCAGAUACCCAAAUUAGUUAAACUCAUUCUACUUAAUUUAUAUUGUAUAUUGCGAUGAGUUAAUAAAAGUAAAAAACAUAACAAAUAGUUUAAU
Molecule: messenger RNA, 2077 nt
Organism: Acyrthosiphon pisum (pea aphid)
Lineage: Eukaryota; Metazoa; Arthropoda; Insecta; Hemiptera; Aphididae
Product: GTP-binding protein ypt1-like
Exons: 12
Coding region: 575-1798 (407 amino acids)
Molecular function (GO): GTP binding; GTPase activity
Source: RefSeq, a predicted model, not a curated record